AGGCAUUGGAAUGGACUCCUGUAUCAUCCCUCUGAGGCAUGGGGGUCUCUCCCUCGUACAGACCACAGACUUCUUUUACCCCCUGGUGGAGGAUCCCUAUAUGAUGGGCCGCAUCGCCUGCGCAAACGUGCUGAGCGACCUGUACGCCAUGGGCAUCACCGAGUGCGACAAUAUGCUGAUGCUGCUGAGCGUGAGCCAGAAGAUGACUGAGGAGGAGCGGGACAAAAUCAUGCCGCUGAUGAUCAAGGGCUUCCGGGAUGCAGCGGAAGAUGGCGGCACCUCAGUUACCGGCGGGCAGACAGUCUUGAACCCUUGGAUCAUUGUCGGAGGAGUUGCGACCGUGGUGUGUCAACCCAACGAGUUUAUCUUGCCAGAGAGUGCCGUUCCAGGGGAUGUCCUUGUCCUGACCAAGCCUCUGGGAACGCAGGUGGCCGUGAGCGCCCAUCAGUGGUUAGACAACCCGGAGAGGUGGAAUAAGAUUAAGCUGGUGGUCUCCAAAGAAGAUGUCGAACUGGCCUACCAGGAAGCCAUGUUUAGUAUGGCCAUGCUGAAUAGGACAGCUGCCAGUCUGAUGCACACAUUCAAUGCUCACGCCGCUACCGACAUCACGGGCUUCGGCAUCCUGGGCCACGCGCAGAACUUGGCCAAGCAGCAACGCAGCGAAGUGUCCUUCGUGAUCCACAACCUGCCCAUCAUUGCAAAGAUGGCGGCCGUCAGCAAAGCCAGCGGCACGCGGUCGAGGCUCCUGCAGGGGACGUCCCCGGAGACGUCUGGGGGGCUGCUGAUCUGUCUUCCCCGGGAGCAGGCCGCCCGCUUCUGCGCCGAGAUCAAAUCCCCCAAGUACGGCGAGGGGCACCAGGCCUGGAUCAUUGGCAUCGUGGAGAAAGGCAACCAGACCGCCCGCAUCAUCGACAAGCCCCGCAUCAUCGAAGUGACCCCCCGGGGGGCUACUGCCUCCCCCCAAGAUAACAAUUCCAGCGCCAGCCCCGAAGCCGCUUCUUGAAGCGGGAAGGACGGUCUUUGUCUACCUGUCGUAAGCCCUAAGCCAAUCGGGGCAGCGUAGCGAGGCCCCUCGGUCGCUGCGCAUCUACCCACCUGCGGCUUGGUGAUCUCUGGGGACACAGUUUUCUUUUUGCUGGGCAAAGAGCGGUGGCUGGAUCCUUCCCGCCACAUGAGCGAAACAGUUAAAUUGGUUUUGCCGGCAGGUAAAUUUCAGUUGAUUUGGGAGAAGUAACUUGAAUUAUUUAUUGGAAAUAGGUGUCUGCCCCGGAAGCUCUCCUGGUUUGGUCAGACUGAGCAGCUGAUCCAAAAAACAGGAGGGCGGGGCAACCCAUCUGGGCCGACCCCUCCUCUCUUGAUGAAGCACCUCCCUCGAAACCCAGCCCUGGGCCCGGAGGAGCGGAAGAACCGUAGAGGAGGAGCCGCGCCGAAGCUCAGCUUCGUGGACCUUUCCCUCGGGUUGUAAAUUAUUGGUGAUUUGAGUUAAUAAACGUCGAUUUCUA
Messenger RNA from Gekko japonicus, 1502 nucleotides. Its product is annotated as selenide, water dikinase 2. The coding region runs from base 11 to 1003 and encodes 330 amino acids. Gene Ontology annotation, molecular function: ATP binding; selenide, water dikinase activity. Lineage: Eukaryota; Metazoa; Chordata; Lepidosauria; Squamata; Gekkonidae. The record is from RefSeq and is a predicted model, not a curated record. Gene Ontology annotation, biological process: L-selenocysteine biosynthetic process. Gene Ontology annotation, cellular component: cytoplasm. The transcript has 7 exons.